Molecule: messenger RNA, 1604 nt
Organism: Moneuplotes crassus
Lineage: Eukaryota; Ciliophora; Spirotrichea; Euplotida; Euplotidae
Source: the annotation of a GenBank genome assembly
AUGAAAUACAAUCAAGACGAGCAGUCUAUGAAAAGCACCCUUAAAGGGCUCAUAGACAUCCUUGAUGUAAAUUCUUCAGUAACUGAAGUAAUAGCAGGGGUUUUAGUUGCCCAACAUUUUAAGAAUGAAGGAAAACCACUGGAUUUAUUAAACAUAAAUUCUAUCCUGAACCAUAUUAACCAGCAAGAUUUGAAUGGGUCCGGAAGGAGUUUAUCACAAUAUGGCUACCAAAACUCACAAAAGUCUGUGAAUAAAAAUUGUAUCGAUCAGUACUUUCAUGGAAAGACAAAUAGAGUUGUCAAAAGAGAAAAUACCCUAGUCACUCAUGAUGGAAGUCAAAUGUCUGAUAUGGUAAAUCCAAGUAUGAGCAACGUGAUUAACAAUUGAGAGCAGAGGAGAUGGUCCUUACCUCUACAACCUUUUACUUAUUAUCCUAACGGAGAAGAGAACUGUCACAGCUACUAUCCUCAGUUACCUUAUAUUAAGAGAGAGGAAGACACCCUGGCUAAUCCUGAGGAAGAGCCUAGCGAAAGAUAUGACGAGCCUGUCGCUUCCAAACCUGCAAAGAAAAAGAAAAACGGGAAAAAGAAGCCUGUGAUAAGAAAAUAAUAAGCCUGCAAGUAAUUCAAAAUUUCUAAUCGAAAAUGUGAAGUCCUUCGAAAAAUCAGAUAACAGGCCAAGGACAGAAAUCUGGAAUUGGGAAAGGAUCCAAAUAAUCGCAGAAGAAGAUGAUAAUCUGAACAAAAAUACCCACUCGCGCUCUAAUGGAGAUAGGUACAUCUCAGUUUCUUGAUCUCUCUGUAUGGAAGAGUUAAUAUUGGAGUCGUGUGUGGCAAAUCUCUCAUGAGGACAUAUCUACCAUCAGAGAUGACUAGUCAACCAAUGCAAGAAGUAUAUCAGAAGGUGCCAGUACCCUGAAUUUUGCCCUACAAUGGGCUGCGAGAAAAGACUAGGACCUCAAGAAAUAACAAAGCAUCUUGAAAAUGAUGAAUUUAUUAGAUUUGAAGCAUUUGCUCUCCUACGAAGUGGGCAGAUGAACAGAAAGAAACUUGGGUGGUGAGGAGACUGCAGGUUUAUCUUCUCUUGUAGUAACAAGGAAAAUUUAAGAUGCUUGAAAUGCAGCCAGCCAGGAUAUACAUUCCAGGAAUGCCUUUCCUUCCUUGACUUAGACAAGGAUAAUCCUCAAUUUGAAAAGAGGCAGAGGCUUGACACACUGUUCUUAGAAGACUGUGAUGGAAUCGUCAAUAGAUGACUUCAUUGCUUAAAGAGGAAAUCAAGGAUUCCAGGAUAUAGAUAUUCACUAUGCUAUUGUAAUAAAGUUACAGAAACUUGAGACAAAAAGGAUGAAGCAUCCACUGAGAAGCAAAGUGAGCAGGAUGAUGUUCUAGACAAAACUGUCGAUGAUUCCCUUUCAGAUCUCAAAAUCAGAGUCAAUACCAGGAAAUGCAGGAUUAAAUAUAAAGAGAAGGUGCUCUUACCUGACAUCAAUGAAAAAGACUCUUCUGAAGAAGAAAACUCAGAUGAAGAAUAUAUUGAAGAAAGGGGUUCUACUUGUGACAAAAUACUUGGAGGAAUAGAACUAUAAUUUUAAUAUUUUCAAUAUU